Toxorhynchites rutilus septentrionalis is the source of this 11880-nucleotide messenger RNA. Its product is annotated as protein lava lamp-like. The record is from RefSeq and is a predicted model, not a curated record. The transcript has 13 exons. Gene Ontology annotation, biological process: protein phosphorylation; negative regulation of sodium ion transport; monoatomic ion homeostasis. Gene Ontology annotation, cellular component: cytoplasm. Lineage: Eukaryota; Metazoa; Arthropoda; Insecta; Diptera; Culicidae. Bases 2242 to 10296 code for a protein of 2684 amino acids. Gene Ontology annotation, molecular function: ATP binding; protein serine/threonine kinase activity; chloride channel inhibitor activity.
GUCGUGAAAAUUUCGCAAUUUCGCGCAGCGUUUGUGUUUUUCCGUGCCUAAUCUAGUGGCAAUAGUUGCAGCAGUGAUUGCACCGCUGGAUUCGUGCGUUUUUCCGUACCAAUAUCAUCCGUGUGCGUUGGAAGGAUUUGAAAGUGAUUUUUCGUACCACAGAUCCCACGGGGGCACCCAUUGAGUAUGUAAACUUGAGAAGAGAAGAAAUAGAAACAUUCAGCAGCCCCGCCGUGGAAAUGCAGAAGAGGAAGCAGCGGCAGCAGCAGGAAAGGAUGCGAUGAAAGUGGUGCAGGAUGGUGUUCCGGAUAAGUGCUUGCUGAGUGUUGUGUCGGAGAAGUUGCGAAAGGAAGACAGAAUAUCCGUACACACACGCCCAGUCUGGAGGUGAAAUAUUCCGCAAUAUUUUAGCGGAUCACUUCCGGGCAUCGGUAGCGCCCUGUGGGGUGUCGGAAGUUUGCUUGGAAUAAAAACCAUAAGUGGUACGCACCUUCCGAUGAUGAUUUAUUGAACAACAUCAUCAUUGCUUCGAUUGGUUCGUAGAGUGGAACAGUGGAAGAUUCCAGCAGCGCCGCUCGGUAGCGCGUAUACGCAGAGCGAGACACAGGAUUGAAGGUUUCCCCUCGCAACAGUCGACCAGCUGCGACCGGUUGCGGACGACCGAAGAGGUCUAAAUUCCAUCCAAGAACCACGCCAACGCCAUCCACCCACACACACACGUAGACGAAAAACCACAGUGGAAGAAGAAUGUUUCGGUUGCGCUAAGACUGCAACGAUUGCCAAAUCUUUGAGAAAAACUCGAACACUGAGUUACUCGCGCAUUCCCCGGUUAAUAUAGAGUAGCACAAUCGUGUUCGUAAUAUCCCUAUCCUGAGCAUUUCCUUUCCUCUUAGUUCAUUUUCGUUUCCUCCAAGUUUUCUGAAUUUCUGCCUUUUUUUGUUUGAAUUUUGAUUUAUUUUUGCAAUUCCCUCACUUUUGGCUUUGUCGCAUGAUUCAUAACUCGUACUUGGUGUGCCGUUCGCUAUAAUGUAUUGGCCCGAAGAUCCUCUAAGUGGUGAUAACUAUUUCAACGCUCCGACCAGCCAUCAAACUUAUAUUAGUGAGAAGAACGAAGAACAUCACAACCGCCGUCGAGUCCCAACUAAAAGAGAUACCGUUCACUAUCAGGGCGAUUUCGGUAGCGAUUCGAUAAUAGCGGCAAACAGUUUUUCCAACGACGACAGGAAGACAUCCCUAGCGGCGACCAGUCGCGUGUUCGGAAAUCAAAUUUCCGCGAACUGUUAGUUAAUAUUUGUCAUAACUUCGUUUCUUCUUGUCGCACGCUUGCGUCGUUGUUUAUCUAGAAACUGGCGUUUCACGUUUCGCUCUGCAGUAACUGUUAGAAGUAACGUUUGAUCCAUUUUUUGUAUCUUAUUGCUCUUUCGGAAAAGUUUCGGGAAGGUUACUGAACGUCCUUUUUAAUAUCGUUUCUUAAUCUCAAAAGACUUCAUUGAAAAAACCUAAAUACCAAAAAUUUGAAACUCGACAGAACUGUUGUAAUCUUAGUGAAAAGCCAUUUUUUGUAUUCGUUCGUUAUAAUUAAUAUUAUUAUUAUUAUCUCUAUCAUUAUUGACCUUUUCUCCCUCACAACCCCAUUCGGUCUCGACUUUUUGGCGCAUUUUAUUUUUAUCCAAAGAUUCUGAAAACUUUUCCUAGUCCCCUACUGAAAUCAUUCUUGGAUGUCAGGAGAACUUUUGACCCACGUAGUAACUAUACAAACUAUUGCUUUCCUAUCCUCCCGAACAUCGAACCAACAACAACAGCACAGAAGAGAAAGAGAGAGACAGUUUGAAGCAGUUUGAAAGUUUUCCUCUCCCCCAGAGAAGGUGAUCCCACGUGUCAAACGUCGCCGGUCGUGUGUGUUAAUUUUUUUGGUUUCAUUUGUUUCCGCCGGGAGUGUGUUUGAAGUUAUUCACCACCAUCGACGCCGCAGCCACCCCCCACCACCACCAAGUGAAAGUAUUUCAGCUUUGACAUAAGCGCUGAAAGUGGGAAAAAAAGGAGUGAAAACAGUGGUGGCUGCUCCCCUGGUUGUGUGCUCCUUGAGAAAGCACUAGCUGACAUAUAGGAUUUGCAUCCGGAGUAUAGGAGAGCAGCAGCUGCUCGGUGCGCUUGGUGAAAGGAAUCAGGAGAGGUGAGACUUCACUCGGCAUCGGAUGAACAACACAUAUACCCGAAUUAUGCCGCAAUAAUGCUGUACAAAUGGGAGCAACAAAAAGAGCAUGUUUUAGCAGAAGCAAUUCAGCCCAGGCAACGUCAUCUGUAAAUAGCCAAGAUUCACAAAGCACUCAAAGUACGCGAAGCUCGACAAAUUCCAACAACAACCGAGUGCGAAGAUUGCGCUCAGCUAGUCAAUCAACUUCGAAUCUAAACAAUAUCAACAACAACACUAGUAGUAGCAGCAGCAGCAGCGGCGUCGGCGGGGGCACUAGCAGCAACACCUCCGGAACCAGCGCCAACAGUGUGAACAACAAUAGCCGCCAUCCGACACGCAAUCGGUCAUCUGGUGCCGCCGGGACAAAUACUGCAGCAAACACGGGUGGACUAAUCUCAAGAGUGUUCGACAGUAGUAGCACAACAGCAGCAGCGACGUCGCAAACGACGGCGGCCGGUAGCAGCAACAACAACCGUGGGUCACCGGGUGAGAGGAAGCCAUCGUUAGUCGGCAACACCAACAACGGCAAAAACGAUGACAAGAUGGAUGAGAGAAGGCAAUCGCAACCGAAAACUCCUACCAAAGCCCAACAGCAGCGAGAGUCCACGCCAAGCGGCCGGAAGAAAGCGAUGGCUGAGCAGCAACAACAGCAGCAGCGGCAGUCGAGUGCCGACCGGGGAGACCAGGAGUCAUCGCCUCGGAAGCAACGACAGCUGCAGCAGAAUCAAAAGACAGCUUCUUCGACGCCGGAGAAGACGGAACUACCCUAUCUGGAAACGAAGCCUCGAACCAAGGCGCUCACCAACGACUCCGGUAUAGACGGCGAGCACCAGCCGCAUCCGGACGAGGAACCGGAGGAGAACCACCGCGAGGUGCCGAUGGUGGUCGAACGGAGGCGAUUGAACUCUGCGAUGGAGACCAGCUCGCCGGACGGGCUGAUGGGUUCCCGCCAGCAUCUGGACUCCUCGGAGUCGGACGGUUCGCUUGGUCGCACCAACCUGCGCUUCAUCCGCAAGAGCCUGGAGAACACGCUGGCCGUCGCGUACUCGAAGAAUUUCAUCGACAAUGACACCAUCGAGACGGAGUAUCCACGCAACCUGGACGACAACAUCGAGAUCCUCAGCCGUGAGGCGGAGAACCUGGCGAUGCAGUUCAAACCCUCCGAGGAGAAACUGGUACAGUAUGGGCCCAUCUUUGAUCUGGAAAAGUUCGAGGAGCAGCGCAAGCAGCAGAAAAAGGAGGACGACGAGGACGAAGCGAUUGGUAUAUCGCCAUGCGGUCGGUUUCUGAAGUAUGACAAGGAGGUUGGGCGGGGAUCGUUCAAGACGGUUUACCGGGGGUUGGAUACCCAGACCGGGGUGGCUGUGGCUUGGUGCGAAUUAUUGGAUAAGAAAGUAAACCGAGUGGAGAGGGCUCGAUUCCGCGAGGAAGCGGAGAUGUUGAAAAAGCUUCAGCAUCCAAAUAUUGUGCGUUUCUACAAUUACUGGGAGUCGCCACCAAUUGCGGGAAAUAAAAAGAAAAAUAUUGUUCUUGUCACGGAAUUGAUGCUGUCUGGUACCCUUAAAUCCUAUUUGCGUCGCUUCAAGAAGAUCAACCCGAAAGUGCUCAAGUCCUGGUGCCGACAGAUCCUGAAGGGGCUCCAUUUCCUACACUCGCGCGCACCGCCCAUCAUCCAUCGUGAUCUCAAAUGUGAUAAUAUAUUUAUAACCGGAACCACGGGAAGCGUCAAGAUUGGCGAUCUUGGGUUGGCCACGCUAAAAAAUCGCAGCUUCGCCAAGUCGGUGAUCGGCACGCCGGAGUUUAUGGCACCGGAGAUGUACGAGGAGCACUACGACGAGGCGGUCGAUGUGUACGCGUUUGGGAUGUGCAUGCUGGAGAUGGCCACCAGCGAGUAUCCGUACAACGAGUGCAACACGCCGGCGCAGAUCUACAAGAAGGUUACGUCCGGCAUCAAGCCGGCCAGCUUGGAGAAAGUUGAGAAUCCGGAAGUGCGGGAGAUUAUCGAGCGAUGUAUUCAUGACAAGAAGGAGGGCAGGCCAACGUGCAAGGAACUGCUGAACUGUGAGUUCUUCUGCGAAGAUAUCGGGGUGCGGCUGGAACCCAUUUCGAAGGACAGUUUCAUUUUAAAUCCGGACAACACUCGGAUGGAGUUCAGGCUGAGGAUCAUGGACCCGAAGAAGAGAGUGAACAAACACAAGGAGAACGAAGCGAUCCAGUUUGAUUUCGAUACACGAAUGGACGAGGCGGACGAGAUUGCCAGUGACAUGUAUAAGAGUGGGAUUUUGAUGGAAGAGGACUCGAAAACGGUUGCGAAAAUUCUAAAGGUGCAAAUUCAGACAAUGUUGAAGGAAAAGGAAGAGCGGGCGAGACAGGUUCAGUUGGAAAAGGAAACGGAGGCGCUACAAAAGCAAGCAAUGCUGGCUCAGCAACUUUACGCAAGUCAGCAGAGUCAAAUUGAGGUCGAAGGGCAACCAAUGGAAUUGCACGUUCCACAGAUGGUUCAGCAGCAAGGUGUUCCCAUUCCCCAAACGCAGCAGCAGCAACAACAACAGCCACAAGCUUUCUAUCAGGCCGCAUCGCUGCCCACUUCGCAGGCGCAGCAUAUUAUUUUCCAACAACAACUAUCCGCACCUGUUGGAAAUGAUCAAAUCAUGGCAGGCUACCAAAACCAAGCCGGCGGUCAGUUUAUAAACCAACAAGCCCAACAACAUCAGUUCCUUAACCAAAUGCCUCAAAUCCCACCCCAAAUGCAGCAACAACCCGUUGUCCAAGCCGUUCAACAGCAACAAGCACCACAGCAAGUAUUCAUCGAUCCCCAACAGCAGCAACAGUAUCUGCAACAAAUGCAGCAACAACAAAUUCUGAUUCAGCAAAUGCAGCAGCAGCAACAACAGCAACAACAGCAACAACAGCAACAACAGCAACAACAGCAGCCACAAAUGACUAUUCAACAACAAAACACCGUGCAGUAUGUAAAUCAACUUUCACAGCAACAGCAACAAGUCAUACAACAACAGUUGCUCCAACAACAAUUACUCCAACAACAACAACAGCUUCAGCAAUCUGCUGCUAUUCACGAGCAAUAUCCUACUCUGGAACAACAACUGCAGGCAGUUCUACCUAUUCAGCAUCAUCCCCAACCACAACAACAACAGCAGCAGCAGCAACCGAUUAUUCAAAAUCAACAACACUUCCAGCAGCAGCAACCCCAAAUGGUUAAUGGCCAGACCCUACAGACAGCUCAACUCCAGCAGCAACACCAACAGAUACAUCUUCAACAACAAAUUCAAGACCAAAUGCAACAUCAACAACAUCAUAGUAUGCCAAAUCAAUCAAUUAACGUUAUCCAAAAUGGACCCCAGACUGUACUAAACCAUCAGCAGAUCAAUAAUUCUCAACCCCAACAGCAGCAGUUCGUUGCACAGCAAAUAGUUAAUCAUAUGCCGCAACAGGCCCCGAUUCAGCAGCAAGUAGUUCAGAGUGCACCACAACCAAUUCCGCAAUCCCAAGUAGUUCAACAACAGCUUCAGCAACAGCAACAACAACAACAACUACAGCAGCAACUUCAACAGCAACAAAUUCAACAGCAGCAGCAGCAGGCGCAACAACAGUUGCUACAACAACAGCAACAACAGCAGCAGCAGCAACAACAACAAUUACUACAACAACAAUUGCAACAGCAACAACAACAACAGCAGCAGCUACAGCAACAACAGCAGUUGAUUCAGCCAGCCCCAAUCGAGAACCAUAUUCCCGAACAACAGCUCCGGUCAGAUUCCCUGCCUAAUGCCACCACCACCACCUCCUCGGAAAUGUCCCAACAAGCCCACAUUUCAUCCCAAUCUCAACCGGCUUCGGCUCCCAGUACCCCUGCUCCCGUCCCCCAACAGCAACAACAGGAACAGCAAGGGGUGGUACCUCCCCCGGGACAGCAGGCCGCCAUUCCCAAGCGGCUAACGAACGAGGCAAGCAAGAAGCGCCGCAAUUAUCGCUCAACCGAGCGCAACCCGAAACUGCAGGUGCUGGGCUUCGAGAACAACAUCGUUGAGUGCGAGAUGGAGAACCGUCCGAAGACGAUCACGUUCAAGUUCGACGCCAACAAUGUGAAUCCGGUCGAAGUGGCCCAGGAUUUGGUGUCGAAGGAUCUACUGACCGAGGCACAGAGUUUGGUGUUCAUAGAGAUGGUACGCGACAUUCUGCGCCAGCUGAAGGAGAACCCAAACCAGCUACCGGUGGCGUCCCAGUGCUGUCGCAGGAAUACCGAGAAGGUGCGCCACGCAUCUCUGACACGCCAGCGUUCGAACUUUAAAACACACCAGAGACAUAGAUCACGCGAUGAAACCUCGACAACCGCGUCGAACUUUUCGCAUAUGUUCGACCCGACGAUCAUUGACCGGCAGGCGCUGGCCACCGCCGUUUCCAGCACUACAAAUUCUUCGACUUCUUCGUCGCCAAUGUCUCAGCAGCAACCGGGUGGCGUGCCCGCCUCCGGCACCAAUGGAGACCUGCAGAAGACGUUCUCCGUCGAGAGUAACAGCAGCGCUACCGCCGGGAUGAACGGUGGAUCGGAGGACCACGGCUCGAAGGGGGAUUUGAAGGAUAUUGUAACGAUUGGCGGAGAUCUGGGCGCGGGAACGGGCGAGUUGACAACGGUCACCCACGUGGUGAUGGACGAUGGAAACAAUGAGAACAACAGUAGUUGUGAUGAAAACUCGCGGAAAACAAGCACUAUCAGUACCGAUUACACAUCGCACGAGAACACCCCGGAGAAUACGAUUACGUCGGGCAGUCAUAUGCAACAGCAUUUCGUUUAUAAUGAUCUUGAGCGGGAUCCGAACACACCGACUGCUGCCGGUGUUACAGCUUUGGCCUCAAACGACGCCCAGGAAAUGGAGGGGGUAGACAAAACUGAUCAGUGUGUUAUUACAGUGCCAUCAGCCAGUAGCGAAGAGAUUAAUGAGUCUGCUAACACUACUACUAACAGUAACACUGAAAUUUCUUCUAGUCAACAAGAACCUGCUUCUGCCACAUGUACAACUAUUCCAACUAAAGUUACUCCUGUCACUACUUCUGUUGCUAUGGACUCGCCUACUGUUGAGAACAAGCAGCCAAUGCGUGAGAGGAAAAUGUCUAGAUUUUCAGUAACGCCUGUUGUUCUGCCCAGCGAUGAUGUCAAACCAGCUGCCGUUGAGUCGCCUCAACCACCACUGCAAAGCGAAGUAUUGGAAGCUGCUCCAACACUUGUUGCUGAGCAACAACAACCAGAAAUUGUAGCGGAACAACAGAUGGUGGUUCAACAGCCGAAUGAAAUUCUUCAACAACAGAUUCUUAUCCAACAACAACAACAACAAAUGGAAGUUUAUCAACAAAUGCUACUAGAGCAGCAAGCACAACAGGAAGCAGAACUAAUUGCCCAACAACAGUAUCAGCAGAUGCAGUUGCAGCAGCAACAACAGCUUCAGAAUGAUAUAGCUUUGAUGCAACAGCACCAGCUGCAGCUUCAACAACAACAACCGCAACCGGGACAGUUCGUCUCGGAGAUGACAGCGGCAGAGGUUGAACUACAACAGCAACAAAUCUUUCAACAACAAUUGCAACAGCAGCAAUACCAACAAGCGCUUGCUCAACAGCAGCAGCAACAACAACAAGCACAACAACAAAUCCAACAGCAGCAGCAGCAAUGUCAGCCUACGAUUUCAACUCAAUCCUCCGUUGAUCAUGUUUUGCCUAGUCGUAUGCCGGAAACACUAGAACAAUUGAAAAUUGGUCUAGAAAAUAUAACACACGUACACGUUAUUACGAGUAAAACUUCCUCCACUAGUCUAUCAAGCUCAUCUACGCACUCAGUCCAACAGCAACAGCAAACGGUCCAGCAGCAGCAGCAGCCAUUGCAACAACCAAUCGAUCCACAGCUUCCGCCCAGCGAACAGUUCGUCCAGCAGCAAUUCUACCAGGCACAGGAAUAUAUACCCGAAUCCCAACCAGAAGUAGCCCAAGAGUAUGCAAUUGAUGGAAAUGCUGCAGCGAUCAUAGAUCAGCAGCAUCAGCAACACCUACUUCAUACGCUGCCGUCGUCCCAGGAAGCCUCGGUGUACAGCACGAGACGGACAUCGGCGGAUAUGAAUGUGCAAGCGAGUGAGGGUGGUCAACAGCAUCCGCAACACUCGCAGAACCAGCCAGGUUCGAUACCAAACUCUGUCAUGACAGCGAGUGGUGCAGGAAGUGAUGCAAGUACUCCAAAUUUGCGCGACCAGGACAAACGACUAUCCAAUCAGGGCAGCGUGGAUCGGAUAGAUAGUUCUGGAAACAACACUUUGGCCGAUUUGCAUCAUAAACUAGCUCAACUGACGUCUGCUCAGAUCAAUGAGCCAGUAAUGCAACAACAACAACCAAAACCCCCUCAGCUCGCUGCUUUCGAGCAGCAGCAGCUACAGACACAACAAAACUCAACGGUGACCAGCCCCUCGGUAGAAUGUCCCGAGCCAAAAUUCCCCAAUGACACGAAGCCGAUAAUUCGUAAGGUAUCUCGCUUCCAGGUACAAACCGUACAAGAAUCUCCCAAAACAGAUCAAUCACAACAACAACCGGCCCAAUCGCAGCCGCAGCAACCGCCGCUGGUAAACCCGAAUGAUACUCAGCACACCGCUGCUCCUCAGCAGCAGCAACAAAUACAACAGAAAACCAACUACUCAUCUCCCACGGACGAGAAAUCCUGUCAAACGUUCCCCACUCAGCCACCUCCCACGCAGCACCAACUACAGCAGAACAUUUGCGAAGUUCCAACAGCAAACGAUUUAGAAGCCAAACUCAAUUUAGUGCUACCGAAAACGCCUAACGUAGAAAGCGUUCAACCCAACUUUACUGCUGCUAUACAGCAACAACAACAGCAGCAACAGCAACAACAACAGCAGCAACAGCAACAACAACAGCAACAGCAACAUCAACAACAAUUGCAGCAACAACAGCAACAUAUGCAGCAAAUCCAGCAACACAUACAACAAAUCCAACAGCAUCAACAGCAGCAGCAACAACAACAACAACAACAGAUGCAACAUAUUCCUACCCAGCAGCAGCCAAUGAUUCCGAUAGUUCCUAUUCAACAGCAGGUGCAAAUUCAGCAACAGCAGCAGCAGCCACCAAUGCCACAGCAAAUCAUGCAGCAGACAGUAUUGCAUCAGCAACCACAACCGCAGCAGCAGCAACAACAACAGUAUCAACCAAUUCAGCAACAGCAGCUCCAACUUCAAAUGCAACAACAUCAGAUGCAACAGCAGAUCCAGCAACAGCAGCAAAUUCAACAGCAACAACAACAGCAAAUCCAGCAACAGCAGCAAAUUCAGCAACAGCAACAAAUUCAACAACAACAGCAGCAGCAGCAGCAACAGCAAGUGGCUCAGCAGAUGGUCCCAGCUUCGCUGCCAAUAGUUACCUCAAUGGCGCAGCAGAUGGUGCCGGUGCAAAAUACCAACAGUACCGUCGCUGUCUACUCCGAGCAGAACGCCUUGGAAUCCUUCAGCAGUGAAGACAUUGGUCAGAAUCUGGUGUCAAUCCAGAAUUUUCUCCGGGGUAUGCAGUUGAUGCCGAGCGCAAGACAGCAGCUACAGCUGCUGCUUCAGCGUCAACACAUCGAACACGAAGAGCUCAAGCUUCGGCACUUCCUCGAGCUGGAGAAGUUUCUCAAGCAGCAGAAAGAGGAAAUGAAACCACCGCCGGUGGUACCGGCCGUUCAAGCUGCUCCGGUUGCAGCAACGCAGCAACCGCCACAGCAGCAGCAACAGCCACCGCCGCAACAACAACAACAACCGCAGCAACAACAACUCCAGCAACAGCCUCCGCAACAACUCCAGCAACAGCAGUCGCAGAUACCAGUAUCGAUGCAAGCACCAGUGCCUAUGCAUCAACCCUCGGCUAUAGCGGAUAUCACAUCUCCCACAUUGACCGUGAGUCGAGGGUUCGAUCAAAACACGAUCACGACGGCUUCCUACAGUAACUACAACAACCCGAUUGGCGAUGGGAAUAUGAACAUCAACAUCGGCGCUGGUGGUGGCCCCGGGAUCGAACCCGAUCCAACGCUUGCAGUCGUUAACGAAACGAAUAAGUAGAUGCCAACCGACUUGUUGCAAGCAAUAGAAGACAGUAGGAUAGUGUAUACGUAGCGGGCCAUUUUUAGGUGUUUAUCUUCCUAGAGGAGUUCACUGCUAGUGGAAAAAAACGAGAACUGUUUUAUAUUUAUACAUUAGAAGCAAGCCACAUUUUCUUGGCUUUUUCUUCCCCGGGGCUGCUGGUUGGCUGCUGCAAGGGCAAAAGGCACUCAUCCCAAUCAAACCAAUUGUUGAACUGAUCGAAUCCUAAUGUCACCGAUACGAUGGUCGUGUGGAGUGUUCAAUGAUUCUGAUGAUCUAAAAAUUACACCUGCGCACGCACGCACGCACCGUUUGGAACACGCAACGAUUUCAUUCCAAUUUUUCAAAAUUUAUCGCUGCGAUCUCAGCCCCUUGUUGUUCCGCCUGAUUCGAGCCUCUCCCGUUCCCAAGAAUAUGUGGGUAGGUGUGCGGGAUUGGGGCCCCGGUGAGUGCUAUCGAGCAUAUAUGGGGUGUUUCUACAUGUUGUCCCAAUGAAGAGAGAUAAAGAAAAAGAAUCUGCUGGACGGUUUUUCAAAGAUAAAAAUACAUAGAAGAUAUUGUUGUUACUCGUAUAGAAAAAAGUGGUAUUUACUCACAAGAAAUUAAAACAAAACACAGACACCCACACACUGCGCAAACAGAUGAGAAUUGUAAAGAGGAAACAUAAUUGUGUAUAUUUUAUAUUCGAAUAACUAAUCAUAACUGAUAGGCGCUUUAUUUUCAUAGACGAAAAAAAAAUUAUGCUGCAUGCAGGUGAAAGAGAGACACGUUGAAGGGGGGAACUGAAUGAUGGUAGGAAAAGGAGAAACAGGUUCUAGGGGAAAAGAUUCAAAAAAGGAUUUUGAUUGUAUUCGCGAAUUGUGCACCCAAUGGGAAUUACAUAAAUAUUACUAUUUUGUGAAUUUUGCCUCUCUCCCCCGAUUGAAACAAGCGUUGCUAGUAUUAAUGCUUUCUCACAAAUAUAUACACACACAUUGAGAUAAAAUAGAGAUAAAAACGUUUGAAUAAUUCUUGCGCUUGCUGAGGAACAGUAAAAAAGUGUGUCAUUUCUCCCUCGCAAAGACAGCUUUUACCACAACAAGCUUCAAACGAAAGCGUAGAAGGGAACAGUAGCGAAAUACUAGGACUUCCUGUGUGCCCCCGAAGUUUGGAGUUCCCGCAAGGGUUUAGGUGUUACUCAGAAACUUCGCGGGAAACAGGACUACUGAAAUAGUGUUGACAAUGAAUAAACUGUAUGUGUUUGUUCGGAAAGAAUUGAUAACGCUAAAAUGAAUUGUGAAAAAGUUGUUGUAUGGGCGAGUGUAUGGUUGAUUGCAAUUAGCAAAAAAAACGGAACUGAUGCGCGAACUGUUGAUGUGGGCGGAGGAAUCGGUAAAACAGAAGGACGUUGGCAAGUGAGUGAGAGAGAGAGUAAAAUAUUCAUCGGCAAAUGACCCACAUUUUGAAGGGUUCCGCAUUACUUUAUUGUAUUAUAUAUUCUAUUCUAUAUUAUAUGGAAGGAAACAUGAUUAAGAUAUUAAAUAUCUAUUGAAAAAGGACAAAAAUGCAGAAGCAGCAAACGCA